GGACCGAAUAGGGGAGAUCAGCGUAAGUCCACUUCUCCGGCCUAUAGUUUUGGAUCCAAAUAUGAAGAGAAAAGAAAUGUUAAAACUCCCGGGCCUGGAGAAUAUGAUGUGGAAGGCAUGACUCGAAUCGGUAAAGAUUGGACUCCAUCUGCUUUUGUUGGCGCAAAAAUCAAAGACCCCGAACCCUUCAACACUCCCGCACCCACUCAUUAUUCACCAGAAAAAAGUAUUUAUAACGCUAAAGGACGUCAAGCACCCAGUUAUACAUUUGGAUUCAAGGCUAAGGAAUCGGUAGCUGAUGUGACUCCGGCACCGACCGCUUACAACGUUCCCGAACCCGAUGCCUAUAAAAUACAGAGACAACCCAUGUAUACAUUUAGGCCUAAAACAGAGAUUCCCAGAGACAAAACAGCCAAACCUGGACCCGCAGACUAUGCCAUCGAAAAGGUUUGGAUCGAUAAGACUAACUCUCCAAACGUGACAUUCGGGUCGAGACCCUCGCCCUAUGCGCUCAGCUUUUAAUCGACACACUUCUGGAUUAUAUUUGUAAUCAUUUAAACAGUUUUAUUAAUAAGAAAACUAAUAAAAAUUCUAUUAUUUUGUAAAAUUUGAAAAUAAUUUACAAUUUCAUAACACUAUUAAUGGAUCAAUUAUUUUUAAAUAUCCUUUGAUUAUAUGUAAACAUUUAUGAAAAAUAAGGGAAACACUUAUGAAUCGAAAAUAGUUAUCAAAAUUUUAAUGAUUUCUUUCCAUUCCUGUAAUGGCUUUCAAUAAC
Messenger RNA from Oppiella nova, 775 nucleotides. The record is from the annotation of a GenBank genome assembly. Lineage: Eukaryota; Metazoa; Arthropoda; Arachnida; Sarcoptiformes; Oppiidae.